This is a messenger RNA of Durio zibethinus, 1091 nucleotides long. The record is from RefSeq and is a predicted model, not a curated record. Lineage: Eukaryota; Viridiplantae; Streptophyta; Magnoliopsida; Malvales; Malvaceae.
GCUGUGUAUGUAAGCCUCGAAAUAAGGCAAGACGACGUUAUAGCUUACAGCAGGGCAAGUUUUGAGUCAAGGCAGAGAGUCUUUUUAUGUUUUUGAAAUUGCAAAAGAGCAGCCUUUGAUGUUUGAUGGCAACCAAAGAGCCAAAAAUCGAAAUGGGCAGUGAUGAAAAUGCAGAAACAGGCGAAGAAGAGAAAUGGGUCACUCACUAUUCAUCAAACCAUCAAAUACUGUUAGUUGGUGAAGGAUAUUUCUCUUUCUCUUUGAGUUUGGCCAAUGCUUUUGCCUCUGCUUCCAACAUUUGCGCUUCUUCUUUCGACUCCUAUGAUGUUUUGAUCAAGAAAUACAAGAACGCAAAGUCAAAUUUGGAGAAUCUUGAGAAGCUAGGGGCAUCCUUACUACAUGAAGUGGAUGCAACCAAUAUGAAGCUUCAUACUGACUUAGCGAAGCGAAAGUUUGAUCGAAUCAUCUUCAAUUUCCCUCAUGCAGGCUUUUAUGGAAAGGAAGAUAAUGUCCAUAUGAUUCAGUAAAUUUCCUCUCUGAUAUUCACAUAUUAUCUUGUAUCCUUUUGUCACGUUUCUAGAUGUGCAUCUAGUGUCUAGAGACUCUCAUGCGCGGCAUUCUUCUAACAUAUUCGUAUCAUCAUCGUCUUUCCUAUCCUUUUUAGUUAUAUCAAAAUGACUUACCUUUCUUUACAAGUAUGAUGGAAGCUAGAUUCAUGCUAAGUAAUCACAAUUGAAUAACUGAUACUAAAAGUGAACUUGGUAGAGCAAGUUUACAUAAAGUUGUGCUGUUAUUUGAGUAUUGAAUGUAGUGGUGUACUAAUAUUCCUCUGUGUGUCAUUUUUGCUUUUCAUCAUUGAUUUGAUUAACUUCAAGCUCUUAAGUCUCGUUGUAGCAAAUUAUGCAAUUCUUCCUAGGAAUUAGGAUCAAGCUGUUUGUUCCUUUUGAUUUGCAGGGAGUUAAACCAAGAAUGCAUGCCAUUAAAUGAGAGGAAGUUCAUACUUGUAGUACAUUCUAAAGCUGGGACGUGACAUUGAUGUAAAAUGUUUUUUUGCUUCAUAAUUUUGUUUCUGUUAUAUUAGAUCUUGAUGA